Messenger RNA from Oncorhynchus mykiss (rainbow trout), 5978 nucleotides. NCBI's taxonomy places the organism in Eukaryota, Metazoa, Chordata, Actinopteri, Salmoniformes, Salmonidae. The record is from RefSeq and is a predicted model, not a curated record.
UGAUGACGUCGCCAUAGUCUAGGACCGGAAGAAACGGAGGUGAGGAGAGGAAACAUGGAAACAAAUGCGGCUGAAAUGAGACAUUCCUUCUCCACUAGCGAGUCAUCAGGCAAAUUACAUUUCCCUGGAUUGGUUCAGAAGAGCUCUCUGGGCCUGAGAUGGGCCAGUACGACACCCAGGCUCUCUCAGAGGCCCUGAUGGGAUUCCUGCAGGACCUGCCAUCCCCCGUCAUCCCAAAGUCCAUCUAUCCCAGCCUGAAGACUACCCUGCAAGAGGAAGAAGAGUUGUCCGUCGGGGAGACAGGCAGGCGUUUGCUGAAGGCUCUGGAGCCUCCGGCUGUGCCCCUGCCGAGCCUGCAUUACCUGCUCAGACACCUGGACCGAGUGGGCCAGGGCUUGGCCCACAACGGCCAGAGCUCGGCCCACAACGGCCUGGACCCCCACACCCUCGCAUUCCUCUUCAGCCCUCUUCUGCUCACCACUGGGUCAGAAGAAGGUCAUCAGGUUCAGGUGCUGGAGAGGCUGCUGGUGGCGAGGGCCUGGGAGCUGGACCAGAUGUCAUCAGCCCUACCUUCCAAGCCUUCCAAAACCAAAGCCAUGGCAUCUUCUGUCGUCAAUGGGGAUGGCAGCAAGAUGGCUGAUGCAGAGUGGUACUGGGGAGACAUUUCCAGAGAUGAGGUGAAUGACAAGAUGAGAGACACACCAGAUGGCACUUUCUUGGUCCGAGAUGCCUCAAGCAAGGUGCAAGGAGAAUAUACAUUGACUCUCAGGAAAGGAGGAAACAACCAGCUGAUCAAGAUCUUCCACCAAGGAGGCAAGUACGGCUUCUCUGAGCCGCUGACCUUUGCUUCUGUGGUGGAACUCAUCCUGUAUUAUCACCACGAGUCGCUGGCCCAGUACAACCCCAAGCUGGACUCACGGCUACUGUACCCAAUCUCCAAAUAUCAGCAGGAUCAGGUGGUGAAAGGGGACAGCGUGGAAGCAGUAGGAGAGCAACUGAAGGUGUACCACGAACACUGCCAGGAGACGAGCCGGGAAUAUGACUUCUUGUAUGAAGAGUAUACUCGCACCUCUCAGGAGUUACAGAUGAACCGCACGGCCAUCGAGGCCUUCAACGAGACCAUCAAGGUCUCAGAGGAGCAGUGCGAGACCCAAGAAGGCUAUAGCAAGGAGAACAUUGACCAGUUCCUCAGGGAGGGAAACAGCAAAGAUACUGAGAGAAUCCAAAGUAAUUGGGAUAAGCUGAAGUCGCGGGUGACUGAGAUCCAUGACAGGAAGAGGAAGCUAGGGCAGGACCUGAAGGAGCAUGCGAUGGACAACCGAGAGAUCGAUAAGAAGAUGAGUAGCCUGAAAACGGACCUCGUGCAGCUGAAAAAGAUUAGAGACCAGUACCUGGUGUGGCUCAAUCAGAAGGGCACCAGACAGAAGAAGAUUAACGAGUGGCUGGGGAUCAAAAAUGACAUGGAAGACCGUUCCUCCCCUCUACCUCCCAGCCUGUAUUCUCUGGUGGAUGAGGAGGAAGACCUGCCGCACCUCGACGAGCGCACUUGGUACGUGGGCGACAUCACGCGCAGCCAAGCCGAGGAGUUGCUGAGGGGAAAGGGUGACGGCACUUUCCUGAUCCGAGACAGCCAGUCCCAGAAGGGCUCCUACGCCUGCUCUGUAGUUGUGGACGGGGACAUCAAGCACUGUGUGAUAUUCAAGACCUCCACGGGCUACGGCUUCGCCGAGCCCUACGACCUGUACAGCUCCCUGAGAGAGCUGGUGCUUCACUAUAGACACACCUCCCUGGUCCAGCACAAUGACUUGCUGAAUGUAACUCUGGCAUGUCCUGUCCUAACCCAGCGGCAACCCAGAUGAGACGCAAGAUAACCCGGACAGGGCCUGGCACACACAGAGGAAACACACAGAACUCACAAAGACCACAAACCCUCACUUUUCCCAUACAAGAAAACAAAAAAGCAAACGGCUUUCUGCGCGUUGGGUUUGAGAGGAGGGGGAGGGCGGAGUGGAUUUUGACAUGGAAGAGCACAUUCACGUGUUCUAUUUUUGUUAAAUCUCUACAACACUACACCGUUUUUUGGAGAAACAUAUUUCAAUCUCUAAAAGUAAUUGCUGUAGAUUCUUUUGAAAUCGACUUUGAAAUGUAUUUCUUUAUUUUUCUGUUACUUUUUUCUACAGUUAAAGAGGGGCUUUUUUUGCGAGAGGGUUUGAUAUUCAAGACACGGAGAACAAAAAGACCUGCCAGCGCUUUUCUGUUUACAUUAAGCCUUGCUCACAUUGUCCACUGUGGUAAAAUGCUUAAAGGGAUUCUCCCGUACUUUUCACUACUUUUUAGCCAGUAGUUCUGAAAGAAGCGCUCACACUAUGUCUAUGUACUACGUCUAUGUGCACCACUUCAUUCCUUUCUGUCUUGCUCAUUUGCAACUUGCUAGCUGUUACUGACAUGGCGAGGGGCUGAAGCUCAUUGGUUGAACUCAAAUUACUAGGGGGCUUGCACAGGAGGGGGAGGAUUUUGGGGAAAAUGGCGCAGCACAGCUUCCAGAAAAACAGUUGCUUUCAAACUAGGGAUUUUGUGGCUAAUUGAGGGAGAACAGUAAUUAUUAACUGCCAAUGUUUUAUUUCUUUACUUCAAGUACAUAUUAAUACAAACACAAAAUCCACAGUGUUGGGUAGCACACAUACACAAAGAAAGCAUUCUAUCUGCUCUCUAUGUAACCUUUCAUGCUAUGUGCCCUUUCACAGUAGAACAACACUUGGUGGUGAAAGUGCCUUCUGUUCUAAUCCUCUGUCUUCCAUUAUUUCUCUGUAAAUCAGAGUCCGUGUGGAUGCCUGGCCCCAAUCAGAUGCCAAGUGUUUUGUACAGCACUGUGUGUGAAACUGGAAAUCUGAAACGGACCUCACUAUUGAUGGCCUUAGAGCAGAUGGGCAACUCCCUCAGAGUUGUACCUGGCACUACUGCCACUGCCUGCUCAGAGUGCACACUUCUGGUUUCCCAGGUCUCAAUCAGUUGCUGAUUUAAAGGAAAGACACUAUGAAGACGAAACUUGCCCACCCCUGCAUUAGUGUGUGUAUGAUGGUGGUGUUGGAAUUGUCCAUGUUGAAAAUGGAUUUAUGUUCACAUUUUUCGAGUCGAUCAUUGGUAAAUCUCGUCGGGGGAUGAGUUGCUUUCUGUUGACAUUAGGUUAUGUAUGCUGUAUGAACUGAGGUAUUUGUCAGUCUCUCGUUAAGGUAUAAGUAGCCUAUUUCAAUGAUUCAAAACGCAUUUUCCUUAAUUGGACCUUACCUGACACACUUUAUGAAUGCACUUAUUUCUCAGGGCACAAGCUUCCAAAUCUGUUUUGUGAUGCUAACAUACACAAGAUAUUCUUGUUAGAUUUCGAACAAACUACUUUGACAAACUGAUUAGUACUAUGCAGCGAGUUCGGAGACCACUUGAUGACGCCUCGUUAUCGACAUUGAUAACCCUCACAUUUGUCGUGUAUGAAUCAGACCUUUAAACAAGACUAGAGGAGGUAUUGAGGUAGAAAUCCAACGGCAGGGACACAGAAGGUCAUAAAUCAUUAGCUUUUGCACGCAAGAAUCUCACUUGAUUUAGAGAUCUUGUAUGGUAUUAUUAUCAUGUUCUUAACCUAACCAGAAGCAGGGGUGACGGGGUUAUUGGUGCUAGAAGUGGACGAUGUCUUGUAUAGUAUGAUGACAUUGCAUUGGUGCAUUUUAUUGCUCACUAUUAGGAGUGAUUCAAUUGCCCAGCAUGUUGGGAUUGGUGAUGUACGUUUUAUAACGGUCAACAUUGUUUGUUUUGUGUGUUAUGUUAAUCUGGUAAACCUGUUUCUUAUGUGUAUCUGGUAGUUAGGAGAAAAGGUCUCUUUGGAGAGAGAUGACAGAUGAAUAGUCUGUGUACUAUUUACUGAACAUAGCAUUUCAGCCAGAGUCCUGCUCAGUUAGGCUACCCUUCAGGUCAAAGGAUCUUUGAAAACUGUGAGAUUGCAUUUUUUUGGGGGGGGCAUGUGAGAGAGUACUGUAUGUAAAUAGAGAGAGCAAUCCCCCAAAAGUUUCCGGUUGAUUUUGAAAUUGCACUUGCAGUGUAAGACCAUGCUUGUUCUCCAACGUGUAGACAGUCUUUUCAACGUGAGCCAGGCUCAGAGGGAUUGUUAUAUAUCUCCCCUGGCCUUUUCUGUGUGCUUGGGCCCAUAUUGGAGAUUAUGACUAUCGUCCAUUGAUUGGAGAUUAUGACUAUCGUCCAUUGAUUGGAGAUUAUGACUAUCGUCCAUUGAUUGCCCCACAGACUGUUAUGACAGUGCAGCAUAAAACACCAAACGCUUCUUCAGCUUGUGAGAGAAAGUGUGUGAGUGGGUAAAUGUUUGAGGUUUGAGUCGGGAGGUUGCCUUGCCAAUAUUAUAACUAAUAUUAUAACUGUAAAUGCACCACAAAGACAUUAAUAUGUUUCAGGAGUUUUAUUACAAUUGGACUUGAACAUGCUCAUUUAAUAACCGGCUAUGAUAGGUCAGGAACACUCCUCAUCGUGGACAUCUCAUUCAUUGUAAGACAAGGAUGGCAUCAUUGAAGAGGCACUUUUAAGGGUCUGUUUGAAAUGGGUUUUUAUGAAAGGCCGUUAAACCCGUCUGUGUUUCAGUGUUUUUGUUAUUUGUUCAUCAUAACCUGAACAGAUUUCAUUGAAGAAGCUAAUAUGAAUUUUUUGGAUCUUCUUUACAUUUACAUUUAAUGUGUUUACAAUCUCUAAAUAAGCAAAUAGAUUAAAAAGACUGUUUUCUAACGAUCUAUUUGUCUGCUCAAAAGCAUAUCUAGAAUGAAAUUCUGUCGUAGUGUUUGUUGUAUCUUGACUUUCAAAUGUUUUUAAGACUGCUUGGUUUUUAACUUUUGCAUUUGUGAAACUGUAAUUUAUACAACCUUGACAUAAGUUGGAGUUAAGUACUUUAAAACAUGGAAAACCCCCCCAAAACAUUGCAAAAUGCACUUUAAAAUUGACUGUAAGCAACAUUAGUCCAACUCUGUAAAAUUGUUAUUGCAUUACUUUCUGGCUGCACAUAAACAAUGGUAUGUUUUCAUGUUGUAUUUGUUAGACUGGUAGUUUUGUAUAGGACUAAAUUAACCAUUUGUUAAAAAGAGUAUAGUUGUCAAAAUACCUUUUUGUUGACAUUUUUACCGACAGUUUUCUGAGAAAAGUAAUCCCUUGCUCAGAAGGCAAUUGAGUGUAAACGUUUGGAGAAUUGUGAUAUCUACUGUCAAAAUGUGGUCAGAUGGUCUAUGAUGUUCCUCACUGUUGUCUUGGCAAUUUUCUGUGAAGUUAGUUACUACUGAUGAUGGACUGCUUUAUUUAGGUACUGCUUUGAUGUUGUGACUGUAUGUAUGUUAUUAAUUAUCUAUUAGAUAAUUAAUCAAUCAAUUAAGAAGGCUUUUACUCUGGCCUAAGUUUUAUGUUUGUUCUUCUGUUUUGUUUUGCCAACCAAUUUGUCUCUACGUAAAGAGAAGUGGUUGAAGAGAUGAAAUGGCUGUUGUAAUUGCUGUGGGAUGUCCAAUGAGAGAGUUUGGCUUCUCAAGUGGUCACAAAAAUCCAUCUCGUUAGCACAUCCUGAGGAUGAUCGUAAUCAUUGGUGGGAGGAGCUCCAACCCACUGGCUUUUCAAAUUGGUCAGAGUGUUGUCUGAGAUAAGUGUCAAGGAAGGGCUUUGGCUUCAGUACCUGUAAGCAACAUGACGUUUGCACCUGUAUUUGUCUUUUUCUUCUGCUCUACUUUCAAGAAAUCCCAAGGAAAGUCGAAGCCCAAACCGGCUUGUGAAUGGGUCAUCAAGGAUGAUCAUCAAGUUUGAAUAACUGCACUGAGACAUUAUUAUAAUGACUGCUGGGCUCAGUUUAGGUUUGUUUUAUCAAAUCUAUUCAAGAUUUUUUUUCUCUUGAUUCUGGCUUGAAGUAUUUCAUCUGUCGCAGUUGAAUGAUUAAAAUGUCAUUUUCUACUAUA